GAACAAUAGCCUUUCAUUUAAUUGUUUUUUAAAAUGGCAGGUUUGCAUAUCUGAAAAUAUGAUGAUGAAACUUUUUGCUUUAAACCAAUUGAAUUGUCUUCAAAAAAAAAUAGGUGUUUUUUGUGCAACUCAUUAACAGGGCUAGAUAAAAUGCUUUCACAUCCAUUUUUAAGAAUUUCUCUUUUAAAAGCCUUUUCUUUCCUUUGAACCUCAAUUAGCCAUGGCAUCCCGACAUCUCGCUUUUUCUUUCAAGAAAUCACUUAACUAUGCAAGUUUACGUCGUAAUGUCUGUCUAAUGACAGCCAUUCACAGUCGUUCAGCGGUGGCUGGAUUAUCAGACAGCUGGAUGCGAACAGGCCAGCAGACAGGCUCCAUUCUCUAUGAGCAGCAGCAGCAACAGCAAAGACGAUACAAUACGCAAUCCAACAAUAAUCAGAAUGUACCUUACAAGAUCAUCGAUUAUCAAGAUAUUCAAAAAUGGAUCCGACGAAAAGCUGACAGUAAGAAUGCACGUCAUUUGAUUGAUGUACGCGAAGAAAACGAAGUAAAGGAAGGAUAUAUCCCGACUGCAGUGAAUGUGCCACUGAGUCAGUUCUUAACGGCAUGGACAUUGCCUUCUGAAGAAUUUAAAGAAAAGUUUGGGUUCGAUAAGCCCGAGAAGAAGCAUACAUUGGCAUUGUACUGUUUGGCAGGUGUUCGUAGCACGAAAGCAGCAGAGUAUCUUGCAGGUCUAGGUUAUGAGGACCUUGAGAAUUAUGUGGGUAGUUGGGCAGAUUUCAUUGAAAACGAAGAAAAGGAAGAAGCAAAAAGAAAGGCAAAUAAAUAAAUAAAUUGACGGGAUCAAGAUAUUCCUGAAUGCCUCCAAUCAGAACCCUCUCUCUCCCUUUUCUCAUCUAUUGUUUUAUUGUGCAUCAAAAAUCCCUUAUACUACAUAUACUUGAAGUGAACAGCAAAAAACCCCCUUAACAACAACGAAAAUAAAAAGAAAAGCAUAAAAUUGGGCUUUUUUUUUAUUGCCUAUUUUCGAAGAGCCCCUUUUUUCU
Messenger RNA from Mycotypha africana, 1043 nucleotides. RefSeq names its product Rhodanese-like domain-containing protein. The transcript has 2 exons. The coding region runs from base 221 to 826 and encodes 201 amino acids. The record is from RefSeq and is a predicted model, not a curated record. NCBI's taxonomy places the organism in Eukaryota, Fungi, Mucoromycota, Mucoromycetes, Mucorales, Mycotyphaceae. Gene Ontology annotation, molecular function: thiosulfate-cyanide sulfurtransferase activity. Gene Ontology annotation, cellular component: mitochondrion.